AUGGACGAACAGAAAUUCUUGGAGCAGCUCUCCAUCAUCCUCGAUCCAAAGAAAGGUGACGUGAAGGCUGCCACAAGUGUACUUCAGAAUCAAUACUACAAACAGCCAGCGUCCCUACUUGCCUUACUACACCUCGUAAUCUCACACGAAAGUGCCGACCUCAAACAACUUGCUGCCGUCCAAGCAAGGCCGUUGGUCUCGAAACACUGGACCAAGAUUCCUCUCAACCAGCGGCAAGAUGCGCGAACACAGCUCUUGCGGGCGACUCUCGCCGAACCCUCCUCCCUUGUCCGACACUCAUCAUCGCGUCUGAUAGGCACGAUUGCGAAGAUUGAUCACCAGGAUGGAGAAUGGCCUGAACUGCCUGGCAUGUUGCAGCAAGCCGCCACGAGCUCAAAAGCCGCGGAACGUGCAAUCGGCGUGUACGUGCUUUUUUGCAUCCUCGAAACUAUGGGAGAGCACUUUCUUCCCAUAUUCAAAGAAUUAUUUGCGCUCUUCAGCAAUACAAUCAAAGACCCAGAGAGCCUCGAAGUCCGCGUCAACACGCUGCUAGCCAUCUCCAAAAUGGCCUACUUCGCUGAUCCUGAGGAAGAAAAGGCAUUACUUAAGGAGUUUCAAAACAUCUUCCCAGCCAUGGUUGCUGUUCUGAAGGAUACAAUCGACUCUGGCAAAGAAGAUCAGAUCAUGCUCGCCUUCGAGGUUUUCAACACCCUUCUGACUGCCGAAUAUCAAUAUAUGUCGAACCACUUCCAGGAUUUGGUCGCCUUCAUGAACGGCAUUGCAACCAAUUCGGCCAUGGUUGAUGACAUAAGGACUCAAGCCAUCAGUUUCUUGAUGCAGUGCGUCCUCUAUAGACGGCUGCGCGUUCAAGGUGCCAAGAUGGGGGAUCCACUGACUAAGAGCAUGUUACAAGUUGCCACGGAGGUCGAUGAUGAUUCCGCCGACGAAGACGAGAUCACGCCUGCUAGAUCAGCUCUGGCUCUAAUCGAAACCAUGUCUCGGCAUCUCCCGCCCAACCAAGUUGUCGUUCCACUUCUAAACGCACUCCCCGAGUAUUCCAAAAGCUCCAAUCCCAAACACAGACAGGCUGGCAUCCUGGGUCUGGGUAUGGCUGUGGAGGGAGCUCCAGACUUUCUCAGCACCCAGCUGAGCUCUGUUCUGCCAAUACUCUUCACACUUCUGGAGGACUCGGAGGUUAUCGUCAGACGAGCUGCGCUGCAGACAACCGCCAGGCUCGCCGAAGAUAUGCCGGAAGAUAUUAGCAAGGCCCAUGAGAAAUUGAUGCCCUUACUCGUCAAGAAUCUGACCGCUGCCAUGAGUGCUUACAAAGGUGAGGAGGAAGGCCCUACUGUGGACAUCAUGAAGACUGCGACAAGUGCUAUCGAUGCAGUCGUGGAUGGGAUGGAUGCUGAAGAUGCUGUUCCUUAUCUCGACAAGCUGGCUCCACUACUUCAACGACUCUUUGAGCACCCGGAUUUCAAGAUCAAAGCGCUGGCCGCGGGGGCUCUGGGCUCGUUGGCUUCAACAGUGGAGGCACCUUUCUUGCCCUACCUUCGUGACUCUAUGAAUGCUAUGCAAGAAUACAUCACUAAGAAGGAGAGUGAGGAGGAACUUGACCUGCGCGCUAGUUGCACCGAUGCCAUGGGUGAAAUGGCUGUUGCCGUUGGUCCAACUGAGUUCAAGGACUACGUGCAGCCGCUCAUGGAGACUAGCGAAGAGGCCCUACAUCUCGAGCACUCCAGACUCAAGGAGAGUACCUACAUUCUGUGGUCGUCUCUCGCCAAGGUCUACGAAGCGGACUUUGCGCCUUUCCUCGAAGGAGUGGUGAAAGGUCUUUUCGAUUGCAUCGACCAGGAAGAAGUCGACCUGGAAGUUGAGCUUGGUGCUAGUGCGAGGGACUUGCUUGGCAAGGAGGUAAUGAUCGACGGCAAAAAGGUCAAGGUUGCUGCAGCCGAUGACGAGGAUGACGAUGGGGGCAUCGAGAUCGAUGGUGAUGAUGAAGGCGACUGGGACGAGUUGGCGACUGUCACGCCUAUAAUUCUCGAGAAGGAAAUCGCCAUCGAGGUUAUCGGUGAUGUUGUUUCUAACACCAAGACGGCCUACCUUCCCUUCUUCGAGAAGACGGUCGAAAAACUUCUGCCUCUGGCGGAGCACGAGUGCGAGGAGUUACGCAAGGCCACAUUCAGUACGUUGCAUCGCGCGUACGCUGCUCUUUACGAUAUUUCAGAAGAAUCAGGCCAGCUGCAAAAAUGGAAGCCUGGCCUGCCACUCCAGGUUGAACCGACGCCAGAACUGAAGAAGUUCGGGGAGCUCUUGAUGACUGCGACAUUGAACGUCUGGCCCGAAGAAGAAGAAUUUCAUACUGUCACCGAGAUCUCGAGAGCUCUAUCCGAGAACCUCAAAAUGACGGGUCCUUCCCUCCUCAGCUACCCUGAUGUCCUCUCCAAGAUCGUCCAGACAGUGACGGAUUUGAUCACGAAACAACACGCGUGCCAGAUCGACAUGGCAGAAGCCGCCCUGGAUGACGAAGACCUGGAAUCCACAGAAUUAGAAUGGCUUGUUGUAGACAGCGCCAUGGAUGUGAUCUCGGGGCUUGCUGCUGCGCUUGGCCCAAGCUUUGGGGAGCUGUGGAAGAUUUUUGAGAAACAGGUUCUACGAUAUGCAAGUGGUGGAGAAGCCCUGGGCCGUGCGUCUGCAUGUGGGGUGCUCGCUGAGAUCAUCACGGGCAUGGAAGGAGCUGUCACGCCAUAUACCUCACAGAUGCUGAAUGUCCUCCUCAAGCGUCUCGGAGAUGAAGAUCCUCAGACCAAAUCCAACGCAGCCUAUGCCGUGGGCAGACUGGUGGAGAAAUCCGAAGACGCCACCACUAUCGUCAAAGCAUACCCUCAAAUCCUCUCAAAACUCGAAUCUAUCCUGCACAUUACGGAGUGCCGCUGCCAGGACAAUGCGGCCGGAUGUGUUUCUAGGUUGAUACUGAAGCACAAGGACAAGGUGCCCAUCCAGCAGGUUCUCCCAGCAUUGGUUGACAGCGGCAUCUUGCCUUUGAAGGAGGACUACCAAGAGAACGAACCGCUGUGGACAAUGAUCGUACAGCUCUACCGCGGCCAGGACCCGACGAUUCAACAACUCACCCCGAAGUUGGCUCCGAUCAUGAUGAGUGUGCUAGGAGAGCCGGAGGAACAAUUGACGGAUGAAGUGAGAGAACAGGUCCAGGCACUCGUGGAGCAUUUGAAGAGCCUGCACUAG
Molecule: messenger RNA, 3246 nt
Organism: Fonsecaea nubica
Lineage: Eukaryota; Fungi; Ascomycota; Eurotiomycetes; Chaetothyriales; Herpotrichiellaceae
Exons: 2
Coding region: 1-3246 (1081 amino acids)
Biological process (GO): protein import into nucleus
Cellular component (GO): nucleus; cytoplasm
Molecular function (GO): small GTPase binding; nuclear import signal receptor activity
Source: RefSeq, a predicted model, not a curated record